This is a messenger RNA of Sesamum indicum (sesame), 869 nucleotides long. Its product is annotated as mavicyanin. The record is from RefSeq and is a predicted model, not a curated record. Gene Ontology annotation, cellular component: plasma membrane. Lineage: Eukaryota; Viridiplantae; Streptophyta; Magnoliopsida; Lamiales; Pedaliaceae. Gene Ontology annotation, molecular function: electron transfer activity.
CUCAAAAUUCUCACUAUAAAACUGACACAAAAUCUUGCAAGCCAACAGAAAAGAGAGUCCUAUUUGAGUUCUCAAGGGGAAAGAAAAACAAAGGAACUGUUCAGACAAAAAACAGUUGGCAAAGUUUGCAGAAAAAAGGAGGACAUGGGCUCAAUUCUUGAAAACAAAGGUGUUGUGAUUUUGUUUUUCAUCUUUAGUUUGUUUGAGCUGUCUGCUGGAGCUGUUCAUAAGGUGGGAGAUUCAGCUGGUUGGACCACUGUUGGGAAUGUUGAUUACAGGCAAUGGGCUGCUGCAAAAACCUUUCAACUUGGUGAUAUUAUAGUUUUCGAGUACAACCCUCAGUCUCACAACGUGAUGCAAGUCACACAUGCGGAAUACAAGGCAUGCAACGCCUCAUCCCCCAUUUCUACCCACACAACUGGAAACGAUUCCAUCACCAUCAACACUCACGGCCACCACUUCUUCGUGUGUGGCGUGCCGGGGCACUGCCAAGCCGGGCAGAAAGUCGACAUAAACGUCCUUCGGUCUCCUUCACCAGCACCUAGCCCGUUGGGACCAUUGCCCUCUCCAGUUCCUGGAUUCACAUUACCAGCACCUUCUCCCAGUAAUGCAGCUUCUCCCUUUGCUGUCAACAUGCUUUUCCGGAAGCUCUCAUGGCUGCUGCUGCUGCUAUCCGUAUGUGUUUAGCUUAUCUUAAUUAAUUGCAAGAAAAAUCAUUUCUCAGCAGGUUCCUUGUCUUCGGUUAUUGGGCUGUAAUUUCUGUUUGUCUAUUUGUUUGAAUGAGCAAUGCUAUAUUCUACACCAUGCUUUUGUAAAGCAUAGACAGAUUUUCUUGAAAGAAAAAUGAGGAUUUACAUUUUUGGAUUGGA